CAACGUCAUUCUGAUUGGAGCAAAGGGCACACAAAUACCUCACCCUGUUUUCAGUCCGCACUGAUUUUCCGACUCAAGCCCUGUGGACUCUUUCUUAAGGUGCAAAAUUACCUUCGAUCGAUCAGCCAUUCAUCAGUGUUCCUAGGACUCGCUCUCAACAUGGCCAGCACCUUCUCACGGAUCCUGGGCAAUAGGAAGGCGAGCGGCAUCCUGACGCUGGUGGGAGCCGGUUCCCUGGCGGCUGGUUACCUGCUGGCCAGGGACUGCGUGAAGGCAGGGAGCGAGCAGAGGAAACUCUACCCCGCCAGUGCUGACUAUCCCGAUCUUCGAAAGCACAACAACUGCAUGUCCUCCAGUAUGACCCCUGGCAUUUAUGCCAGACUUCGGGAUAAGACCACACCCAGUGGCUGGACCCUGGAUCAGAGCAUCCAGACUGGAGUGGACAACCCCGGACAUCCUUUCAUCAAGACUGUCGGCAUGGUAGCAGGCGAUGAGGAAUCCUACGAGGUCUUUGCAGACAUUUUUGACCCUGUCAUUAUCGAAAGGCACAAUGGAUACGACCCAAGGACCAUGAGACACCCAACGGACUUGGACGCAAGCAAAAUCAGGAACGGGCAGUUUGACGAGAAGUACGUCCUGUCUUCCCGGGUGCGGACAGGCCGCAGUAUCCGUGGGCUGAGCAUGCCCCCUGCCUGCACCCGUGCCGAGAGGAGGGAGGUGGAGAGGGUGACUGUGGAUGCCCUGGCUGGGCUGAAGGGCGACCUGGCAGGAAGAUACUACAGCCUGUCCAACAUGACUGACAAGGAGCAGCAGCAACUCAUUGAUGAUCAUUUCUUGUUCGACAAGCCGGUGUCCCCUUUGCUGACCUCUGCCGGGAUGGCGAGAGAUUGGCCUGAUGCCCGUGGGAUCUGGCACAACAACGACAAGACAUUCCUAAUCUGGGUCAACGAGGAGGACCACACUCGAGUCAUCUCCAUGGAGAAGGGGGGCAACAUGAAGAGGGUGUUUGAGACGUUCUGCCGAGGUCUCAAAGAGGUGGAGAGACUGAUCUCGGAGAAAGGCUGGGAGUUUAUGUGGAACGAGCGGCUGGGCUACAUCCUGUCCUGCCCGUCCAACCUGGGCACUGGACUGCGAGCUGGGGUGCACAUGAAACUGCCCAUGCUCAGCAAGGAUCCUCGCUUCGCCAAGAUCCUGGAGAACCUGCGGCUGCAGAAACGCGGCACGGGGGGCGUGGACACGGCCGCUGUGGGAGGCGUGUUCGACAUCUCCAACCUGGACCGGCUGGGCAAGUCCGAGGUGGAGCUGGUCCAGGUGGUGGUGGAUGGGGUGAACUACCUGACCGAGUGUGAGAAGAGACUGCAGAGGGGACAGGACAUCAAGGUCCCUUCACCCCCGACCUCUGGCAGACGCUGAGCUCCAUCUCCCGACUCCGUCCGUGUGCUUAACGUGUCGUUAACGUGUUACCGUGGCUUCCAGCUCUGUGUGAAUGUUUCCCCAGCAGCAGAUCCAAUAAAGUCCCCGUGUUCCAUCCACCAUAA
This is a messenger RNA of Leucoraja erinaceus (little skate), 1538 nucleotides long. RefSeq names its product creatine kinase U-type, mitochondrial-like. Gene Ontology annotation, cellular component: mitochondrion. Gene Ontology annotation, molecular function: creatine kinase activity. The coding region runs from base 160 to 1413 and encodes 417 amino acids. The record is from RefSeq and is a predicted model, not a curated record. The transcript has 10 exons. Gene Ontology annotation, biological process: phosphocreatine biosynthetic process. NCBI's taxonomy places the organism in Eukaryota, Metazoa, Chordata, Chondrichthyes, Rajiformes, Rajidae.